This is a messenger RNA of Protopolystoma xenopodis, 378 nucleotides long. Lineage: Eukaryota; Metazoa; Platyhelminthes; Monogenea; Polystomatidea; Polystomatidae. The record is from the annotation of a GenBank genome assembly.
AUGUGCUCCGGAUGUCACCAGCAUUCAGCACAAUCGAACAAUUGUUGUCCACAUUGGGUGGACAAACAUCGUCCUACCGCACCCAGAGCCCAAUCCUGCGGUGGUCAGGGACCAAACGGUGGCUCCAUCGGUGUGAUAACUGGAGGUGGAGUUGCAGGAAUUGCACCCAGUAGCGGAGCUACCGACCCAUCCGUUGGCAAUAUUGCUGGCUUUGCAGGGGCCAGCGGCAACAACAUGACGGUCGGCUUCAAACCAGCUGGUCAUGCUAGUUCAGCAGGCUUGACUUCGUCGGGGAAUUGCGGAAGUGGAGGCUUUGCUGGCAAAUCGGUCUGUGAUAUUGCUAGACCGAUUCCACCGAGCACUGUAAGCACAAACUGA